Molecule: messenger RNA, 3483 nt
Organism: Triplophysa rosa
Lineage: Eukaryota; Metazoa; Chordata; Actinopteri; Cypriniformes; Nemacheilidae
Gene: ddr2a
Product: discoidin domain receptor tyrosine kinase 2a
Exons: 17
Coding region: 170-2749 (859 amino acids)
Biological process (GO): protein phosphorylation; multicellular organism development; cell surface receptor protein tyrosine kinase signaling pathway
Cellular component (GO): membrane; signaling receptor complex
Molecular function (GO): protein tyrosine kinase collagen receptor activity; ATP binding; collagen binding
Source: RefSeq, a predicted model, not a curated record
AGAGGUGUCUUACAUCAGUUUAGUGCGCCUGAAUCUGAGAAACUUCUGAGCGAAAGAAAGAGGCUUGUUUCUCCCCUCAAUCAUUUACGUUACUUGGAAUUAGGAAAGUACGGGACAAAUGGUUUAAAAAGGCAACCCAAACAGAGUGAACGUCCCGUCUCCAUUUGAGAUGAAGCAGCUUUGGAAGAUGCUCUUUCCGCUCCUUAUUCUCCUGUACCUAUUGGGAGCUGUCCGAUCUCAAGUAAAUCCAGGUGUGUGUCGCUCUCCAUUAGGAAUGUCCGGAGGACAGAUCUUAGAUGAAGACAUCUCAGCUACUAGUCAGUGGUCCGACUCCACUGCUGCAAAAUAUGGCAGAUUGGACUGUGAGGAGGGCGAUGGUGCCUGGUGUCCUGAGACACCGCCAGGUGAACCAGAGAAUCUGAAAGAGUUCCUGCAGAUAGACCUUCGUUCUCUGCACUUCAUCACUCUGGUGGGUACGCAGGGGCGUCACGCCGGAGGCAUGGGGAACGAGUUUGCCCAGAUGUACAAGAUCAAAUACAGCCGUGAUGGUAGCCGCUGGAUCUCAUGGCGCAACCGGCAGGGCAAAGAGGUGAUUGAGGGGAACAGGAAUGCCCAUGACAUUGUUCUGAAGGACUUUGAGCCACCCAUCAUCGCACGUUUUGUCCGCUUCAUGCCUGUCAUCGAUCACUCCAUGAACGUUUGCAUGCGUGUGGAACUGUACGGCUGUGAGUGGCUGGAUGGCUUGGUUUCAUAUAAUGCUCCGCUCGGCCAGCAGAUGACUUUCAAUGGACAGAAUGUUUUCCUCAAUGACUCUGUGUAUGAUGGAGCCAUGAGUUACAGUAUGACAGAAGGUCUUGGACAGCUGACAGAUGGUAUGUCUGGCCUAGAUGAUUUUACACACAGUCAUGUGUACAACGUAUGGCCUGGAUAUGAUUACGUCGGCUGGACCAAUGAGAGUUUCCCCAAUGGUUUUGUUGAGAUCAUUUUUGAAUUUGACCGCAUCCGCAAUUUCACCACCAUGAAGGUACACUGCAACAACAUGUUCUCACAAAGGGUGAAGACCUUUCAAAAGGGGGUGUGUUAUUUCCGCUCCGAGUCGGACUGGGAGGCCACGCCCGUAUCUUUCAGCCCUGUGAUGGACGAUGUCAAUCCUAGUGCCCGCUUUGUCACCGUGUCUCUCUACAAUCACAUGGCCAGUGCUAUUAAGUGCCAGUACUACUUUUCUGACAUCUGGAUGAUGUUCAGUGAAAUCACCUUCCAGUCAGAUACAGCAAUGUACAACACAACCUUGGCUCCACCUAUAACUGGCCCUCCAAGACAACCUGGGGAUAACCCCACCCACAAAGUAGAUGACAGCAACACCCGGAUCCUGAUUGGCUGCUUGGUGGCCAUCAUCUUCAUCUUAGUGGCCAUUAUUGUUAUUAUUCUAUGGAGACAAGUGUGGCAAAAGAUGCUUGAGAAGGUGUCUCGGAGGAUGCUGGACGAUGAACUAACUGCUAGUCUGUCAAUACAGAGUGAGACCUUCACAUAUAACAACAACAACAACACUUCUUCAGUGUCCAGUGAGCAGGAAUCUAACUCCACCUAUGAGCGCAUCUUCCCUCUGGGACCCGACUACCAGGAGCCGUCACGUCUGGUCCGCAAACUGCCUGAGUUCUCCCAAACAUCAGAGGAUGCUGCAUCGACCAGUACAGCUUCCAAGACUCCUCAGGCCAGUACACAAGAGGGCGUCCCACAUUACGCUGAGGCCGACAUUGUCAACUUGCAGGGGGUGACGGGGGGAAACACGUAUGCUGUUCCGGCACUUACCAUGGAUCUACUGUCAGGGAAGGAUGUUGUUGUUGAAGAGUUUCCAAGGAAACUGCUCACCUUUAAAGAAAAGCUGGGAGAGGGGCAGUUUGGAGAGGUGCAUUUAUGUGAAGCAGAAGGAAUGCAAGAUUUUAUGGAUGAGGACUUCUCCUUUGAUGUCACUGAAAACCAAACAGUGCUUGUUGCAGUUAAGAUGCUUCGAGCGGAUGCAAAUAAAAAUGCCAGGAAUGAUUUCUUGAAGGAGAUAAAGAUCAUGUCGCGGUUGAAAGACCCCAACAUUAUCCGGCUCCUGGCGGUGUGUAUGAGCUCAGACCCUCUGUGCAUGAUCACUGAGUACAUGGAGAACGGAGAUCUCAAUCAGUUCCUGUCCCGCCAUGAGGCCGAGGGUAUGAUCGCUCUACUCAGCAAUGCUCCCACAGUCAGCUAUAGUAACAUACACCACAUGGCCACACAGAUCGCUUCAGGCAUGAAGUAUCUCUCCUCGCUAAACUUUGUGCAUCGGGAUUUGGCCACUCGCAACUGCCUAGUGGGAAAGAAUUACACGAUCAAGAUCGCAGACUUUGGCAUGAGUAGGAACCUGUAUAGCGGAGACUACUACCGCAUCCAGGGCAGAGCUGUACUGCCCAUCCGCUGGAUGUCCUGGGAGAGCAUUCUUCUGGGGAAAUUCACUACAUCCAGUGACGUAUGGGCUUUUGGCGUGACCCUUUGGGAGAUGCUCACCUUCUGCAAAGAGCAGCCGUACUCACAGCUAUCAGAUGAGCAGGUCAUUGAAAACACAGGGGAGUUCUUUCGGGAUCAGAGGAGACAGAUAUACCUACCCCAGCCACCAAUGUGUCCUGACCCCAUCUACAAGCUCAUGUUGAGCUGCUGGAACAGGAACACCAAAGAGCGUCCAUGCUUCCAGGAGAUUCAUCGCACCCUACUGGAGUGCAAACCAUAGUAUCCACUUAUGUGCCAACCGCAUGGCACUUCCAUAGACUUUCAGUGCCCACAGGACUCCAAUUGACCAGGCACUUAUAUCUUCCCAUCAUAUAUCCAUAAUUGUUCUGUUGCAGUUUGGACAAAUGAUUGAAUUAUGCAGGGUUAUUUUUUACAUUGCCCCCCGAGUGACUUUGGCUGAAAUGUAAUGAACGGGCAGCACUAGGCCCAGAAAUGUAGCAAUGAAUUUUGGCACCUUUAAUUCAGAAGAAUUGGAUUUUUAUACACUGUGUAUUUUCUUCAAGUACCCUACUUUUAAAUGAUGUUAAAUAGAAAAAAAGCUCAAGUAAAAAGGAUAAAACAAACAGACAUUGGCAAUGGUGUGCCUUAUGUGAGUAUUUCCAUGUUGUUUUCCGUAUUUUAAGGCAGAAGACAGCUUGAAUGUAAAUAAAAAUGUUUUUUAAUUGACAUUCAGAUUUACCUUUGGUUUUGUUGUGAUGUCUCAAAAUUUGCAUACGAUCAUCUCAUUUUUGAAAAAUCUAAACAUACUUUGUUUUACCUUUUUCCUCUGUAGUAAGCGGAAUUUUUUUUUCAACCAAGUUAGUUCACAAUCACAGAAGUAUAUUUAUCUGUUUUUUUACAGAAUAGCAAAACCAGUUUAUAAAACCAAUUCAAUUUUUUUAAUUGAUCAAAACUCAUUUUUUGAGUGACAUUGUAAAAUGUAAAAUAUUGGCAUUUUGCAACUACCUAUAUAUU